Macrosteles quadrilineatus (aster leafhopper) is the source of this 5979-nucleotide messenger RNA. Its product is annotated as zinc finger protein 423 homolog. Gene Ontology annotation, cellular component: nucleus. The transcript has 30 exons. Bases 1 to 5862 code for a protein of 1953 amino acids. Gene Ontology annotation, molecular function: RNA polymerase II transcription regulatory region sequence-specific DNA binding; DNA-binding transcription factor activity, RNA polymerase II-specific. Gene Ontology annotation, biological process: regulation of transcription by RNA polymerase II. Lineage: Eukaryota; Metazoa; Arthropoda; Insecta; Hemiptera; Cicadellidae. The record is from RefSeq and is a predicted model, not a curated record.
AUGAACCAUCCCCCGCCAUCGCGGGGAAAGCGUGGCAAGAAAAUACUACUUCCUGCCAUUAGCCUCAGGAACCCGCCAUAUUGGACGUACUUCACUGCCAAACUACUUCACCUACUCAGCCCACGCCGAGAGAAGAGGUUCCAGGGGGUCGUCAUCCACCAUCGAGGACCAGGAUCAACCACCGAGUCAUCCAACAACGGAGACAAGGGGAGGCCUGGACAUCACGAGACGUCACCUCGGGGGGAAUUCAUCUACCCUCAAGAUCUUCUCCUCGACGCCUUGGGUACCGAGGCAGGACCCUCGUGGGGUUCCGAGGGGCACACCUCUCCCCCGAGCUCCUGUUAUGGUGUUUCUAUGGUAUCUUAUGGUGUUUUCAUGUUACAGACGCCCUGGGUACCGAGGCAGGAUCCUCGUGGGGUUCUGAGGGGCAGACCUCUCCCCCGAGCUCCUGUUAGGGUGUUGCUAUGGUAUCUUAUGGUGUUUUCAUGUUACAGACGCCCUGGGUACCGAGGCAGGAUCCUCGUGGGGUUCCGAGGGGCAGACCUCUCCCCCGAGCUCCUACGCCCUGGGUACCGAGGCAGGAUCCUCGUGGGGUUCCGAGGGGCAGACCUCUCCCCCGAGCUCCUGUUAUGGUGUUUCUAUGACGCCCUGGGUACCGAGGCAGGAUCCUCGUGGGGUUCCGAGGGGCAGACCUCUCCCCCGAGCUCCUGUGCUACCCCUAACUCUGCCUCUGAUGUUCCUGACGCCGAACUCACCUUCACCGUAGGAGUCACGGAGGCUACACCUUACGCCUGUCAGUUUUGUGACAAGGCCUUCCCUAGGCUGAGCUACCUCAAGAAACAUGAACAGACGCACAGCGAGCACAUGCCGUUCAGAUGCGAGUUCUGCAGCAGACUGUUCAAGCACAAGCGCAGCAGAGAUCGUCAUAUCAAGCUGCACACGGGCGACAAGAAAUACCGCUGCAACCAGUGCGACGCCGCCUUCUCCAGGAGUGAUCAUCUCAAGAUCCAUAUGAAGACUCAUGACAAUCAAAAGCCAUUCCAGUGUACAAUCUGUAACAGAGGCUACAAUACUGCAGCCGCCCUUACCAGUCAUAUGCAGAAUCACAAGAAGUCAUGUGACGGAUCUUCUCCGUCUCCCUCCUCUACACCAGGCUCUACGUUCAAGUGUCUUCAGUGCGGAGAAGUCUUCCGCAAGCCAGAGGAACUCCAGAACCACAUGGUGACCCAUCACAACGUAGAGGGUGGUGGAGGUACCCCACCUGUACCCCCGUCCCCCCGCCGUACACCACACUACCCCCACAGUCCUCGCUUAGCCUGCAUGUACUGUACCAAGGACAACUUCAACACCAUGGAGUCGCUACAACUGCAUGUUCAAGCUAUGCAUGGUUCCAUUCUCAACGGAGAGAUGCACCGAGAGUUGUCCCUCUUCUCUCCCCAAACUUCACCCUCGCCUAGUCUUCUUUCGCAUCCGCUACUUUCUACCCCUCCCUCCCCCACUUUACCAUACUCUUGUCAACUAUGCACCAUGAGGUUCCACUCCAUCCCCUCGCUACAGAAGCACGCUCUCACCGUCCACGGGUUCCGCGCCAAAGAGAGUUCAUUGUUCUGCGUCCAGUGCAACCUCCAGUUUCCGACACCAGCGUUGUUUGCCGAACAUUACGUUCUGUUCCACGGGACAGCCAUGGGGCUGUUUGCUCAAUCAGUGGAACAGAUGAAACCAACGGACCUGUCUUUGACAAAGAAGACUUCUAGACACUCAGAAGAGAGGCCAAGCAAAAGACUGAGAUCCGAAAAUGGGAUUUCCAAUGGGAUAGAUGCCAGAAGAACACCCAGUGGGAUCCAUAACCAGUACGACCAUCCAGGCAGCCUGUUGUGUAAUCAAUGCAAUGCAGCCUUGCCAGACUUUGAGGCAUUCCGCAGUCAUAUCAAGUCACAUAUAGACGAGGCAGGGGGUCUGCUAGGUGGUGGGGAGCCCCGUAAAGCCCCACCUGUAGUCUGUCCCCACUGCGGGGCCCAGCUAGCCUCUCAGGAGGAACUCCCUCAACAUUUGACCAGUCACUUUCUCGCGACGGCAACUGAGUACGGAUGCCAGAGCUGCAUGAAACUUUUCACUAAGCCAGACGAACUACAGAAACAUCUGAUGGACAUUCAUGCUCACCAUCUAUACAGAUGUGCCCUCUGCAAAGAGAUGUUUGACUCUAAAGUGGCAAUACAGGUCCACUUUGCCGUGAAGCACAGUAACGAGUCCAAGCUAUUUCGAUGUACAGCUUGUCCUUCAGUUGCUGUUUACCGCUCGGAGAUGGACUUUACACUUCACGUCAGGACGAUGCACACGCCACAACAUCUUGCAUCUCCAAAACCUCCAAUAGUGCAGGCUGGUAUGUUCCGUUGUCUGUUCUGUCAUCUCAGUUUCCCCUCUGAACUAGAGAUGCAGCUCCAUCUGCCUGUACACACCAAGCAAUUCCAUUGUCACCUCUGUCAAGAAUCUUUCCCAGUCGAGUUCCUUCUGGACAAACAUCUUCAGACUCAUCAUUCAGCACAGGUUCUGAAUGGAGCAGAAGAGGUUGAUCACAAGCCUAGCAAGGGAGUGAAGACUUCUCCAUCCAGCCAUCCCUCGUCGAAUGGUAACAUUUCCGAUAACAAGAAGCAGGACUCGGUGAAUAACAACAUUGUCGUGAGCAGCUGUGAGAUCUGUGAAAGAAGUGACUUUAGCUCAGAAGCGGAGUUGGCAGCUCAUCGUAAACUCUUGUUUGAUCAUCUCAAGAUCCAUAUGAAGACUCAUGACAAUCAAAAGCCAUUCCAGUGUACAAUCUGUAACAGAGGCUACAAUACUGCAGCCGCCCUUACCAGUCAUAUGCAGAAUCACAAGAAGUCAUGUGACGGAUCUUCUCCGUCUCCCUCCUCUACACCAGGCUCUACGUUCAAGUGUCUUCAGUGCGGAGAAGUCUUCCGCAAGCCAGAGGAACUCCAGAACCACAUGGUGACCCAUCACAACGUAGAGGGUGGUGGAGGUACCCCACCUGUACCCCCGUCCCCCCGCCGUACACCACACUACCCCCACAGUCCUCGCUUAGCCUGCAUGUACUGUACCAAGGACAACUUCAACACCAUGGAGUCGCUACAACUGCAUGUUCAAGCUAUGCAUGGUUCCAUUCUCAACGGAGAGAUGCACCGAGAGUUGUCCCUCUUCUCUCCCCAAACUUCACCCUCGCCUAGUCUUCUUUCGCAUCCGCUACUUUCUACCCCUCCCUCCCCCACUUUACCAUACUCUUGUCAACUAUGCACCAUGAGGUUCCACUCCAUCCCCUCGCUACAGAAGCACGCUCUCACCGUCCACGGGUUCCGCGCCAAAGAGAGUUCAUUGUUCUGCGUCCAGUGCAACCUCCAGUUUCCGACACCAGCGUUGUUUGCCGAACAUUACGUUCUGUUCCACGGGACAGCCAUGGGGCUGUUUGCUCAAUCAGUGGAACAGAUGAAACCAACGGACCUGUCUUUGACAAAGAAGACUUCUAGACACUCAGAAGAGAGGCCAAGCAAAAGACUGAGAUCCGAAAAUGGGAUUUCCAAUGGGAUAGAUGCCAGAAGAACACCCAGUGGGAUCCAUAACCAGUACGACCAUCCAGGCAGCCUGUUGUGUAAUCAAUGCAAUGCAGCCUUGCCAGACUUUGAGGCAUUCCGCAGUCAUAUCAAGUCACAUAUAGACGAGGCAGGGGGUCUGCUAGGUGGUGGGGAGCCCCGUAAAGCCCCACCUGUAGUCUGUCCCCACUGCGGGGCCCAGCUAGCCUCUCAGGAGGAACUCCCUCAACAUUUGACCAGUCACUUUCUCGCGACGGCAACUGAGUACGGAUGCCAGAGCUGCAUGAAACUUUUCACUAAGCCAGACGAACUACAGAAACAUCUGAUGGACAUUCAUGCUCACCAUCUAUACAGAUGUGCCCUCUGCAAAGAGAUGUUUGACUCUAAAGUGGCAAUACAGGUCCACUUUGCCGUGAAGCACAGUAACGAGUCCAAGCUAUUUCGAUGUACAGCUUGUCCUUCAGUUGCUGUUUACCGCUCGGAGAUGGACUUUACACUUCACGUCAGGACGAUGCACACGCCACAACAUCUUGCAUCUCCAAAACCUCCAAUAGUGCAGGCUGGUAUGUUCCGUUGUCUGUUCUGUCAUCUCAGUUUCCCCUCUGAACUAGAGAUGCAGCUCCAUCUGCCUGUACACACCAAGCAAUUCCAUUGUCACCUCUGUCAAGAAUCUUUCCCAGUCGAGUUCCUUCUGGACAAACAUCUUCAGACUCAUCAUUCAGCACAGGUUCUGAAUGGAGCAGAAGAGGUUGAUCACAAGCCUAGCAAGGGAGUGAAGACUUCUCCAUCCAGCCAUCCCUCGUCGAAUGGUAACAUUUCCGAUAACAAGAAGCAGGACUCGGUGAAUAACAACAUUGUCGUGAGCAGCUGUGAGAUCUGUGAAAGAAGUGACUUUAGCUCAGAAGCGGAGUUGGCAGCUCAUCGUAAACUCGUACAUCACGUAAAGAGCUCCUCCUCUUCUGGCAAGCUAAGUCUACAUUGUGCCUACUGCAGUGAGAGUUGCAAGUCCCGUUCUGAUCUGGAGAACCACAUGAAGAGUCACUCACAAGGAUGUGUGACUCAAGGAAAACACAAAUGUAACAUUUGUGACGAGAUGUGCUCUUCUGCCGCUGUACUUGCAGAGCACAAACUGACUCACUGUAAGGUGAUAAACGGUACGUCCUGCACACAAUGCAAAGCGUCCAUCACCAACGAAGACUUGUUUUACCAACAUUUGCGACAACACAGUAACAUAUCUCCGUCCAGCAACGGAAGUCCAACCAACCAACUGGUGUUGCCGACAGCGUGCGUCAUCUGCCGACAGACACUGGUGUCCGACAUGGAGGCAAGGAUACACGCCCGGUUCCAUCUCAACCAAUCAGACGCAUCACAGUGUUCCGUGUGUCUGCACGCCAAUGAUCGUAGAGACCUGGUCGGUGGUAUUUGCAAGGACUGUUACCAUCGACAUGGAAAGACCUCACCUACAAGGUGUACGGAAUGUCAGCUGAAGUUUGAGACAGUGCCUGCUCUUGAGGCUCAUAUGGCUGCCGUUCAUAGAAAGACUUAUCAGUGCAUCAAGUGUCAGGUGAGUUUUGAGACGGAAAAAGAGAUUCAGCAGCACGUUGCAACCCACCUUAUGUCCGAAGGAGGCUCGGGAUUGGAGUGUCGACUCUGCAUGAGAGUGCUCGGUUCGCCCUUGCAGCUGCAAACUCAUCUGAUAGAACACACCUUUGCAGGCUGUCCAACCUUUACCUGUUAUAUAUGUAGUGCUGUGUUCACGGCUGCCCAUGGACUGCAGGCUCACAUGUUAGAGCACGGCUUGGCCGCACGACCUUACGAUUGUCCCAGCUGUUCACAAAGGUUCUUCUUCCGAGCAGAGCUUGACAACCACAGCUUCGUCCAUUUGGAUGAGGAAAACAGAGAGGACCGACAAAAGGGUCCUCCCUACUUUCCGUUCAGAACAAAAAUGGAAUCAGCCAAUUCUUCACCACAAUCAUCAGAGAGUCCAAAAGAUGUUUCAACUGAGGAAAGAAGACCAAAGACCGCUGAAUACAAGUGUAAAAUUUGUAACAAGGAAUUUGACAAUGCUGUUUCCCUGGAGGCUCACAACCAGCAACAUCACGAUUCCGAGAAAGAAAUACUGGAGGAGGAGAGGAAUAUAAAGAAAGAGAUCAAAGAAGAACAGGUUGAAGAAGAGGAAGAGGAAGAACAGAUAGAUGUUGGCGAUCAUCACAGUGAAGACACAGCGAGAUCUGAAUGUUCCGUAGCCUCUGAAACCCUUCAUGAACAGUCUAACAGCUCGUAAAUAUGUAAAUGUAUGAAAAAAACAUUUUGUUUGUCAAGGCCAAACUGAAAAAAAAACUGUUAUCAAUAUAUAUUGCAUUUAUAUACUGGUGGAAUGUAAUAAAUCUUUUGUACAUAA